Molecule: messenger RNA, 3519 nt
Organism: Pan troglodytes (chimpanzee)
Lineage: Eukaryota; Metazoa; Chordata; Mammalia; Primates; Hominidae
Gene: RNF13
Product: ring finger protein 13
Exons: 10
Coding region: 1350-2495 (381 amino acids)
Biological process (GO): ubiquitin-dependent protein catabolic process
Cellular component (GO): nucleus
Molecular function (GO): ubiquitin protein ligase activity
Source: RefSeq, a predicted model, not a curated record
GAGGUCUCGCCCUCGCCUCUUUAGUAGGUCGGGUGAGUGUAGUGUGCAGGGAAGAGACGCGUCAGCGCCAGGGCCAGGCCCGCCCGGGGGCAGCCCGGCAGCCGGAUCUUGGGCUACUCUGUCCCAACAGCCGGAGCGGAUCAGACCGACCGGCCCUGCCCGCUCGGUCCCGCGCCCUCCAGACCCUACGGUCUCCGUUUCUAGGGGCACAUGGUUAGCGGCAGGCGCCCACAGCCAAUCCACUUUGCCAGCCUGCCCCUUCCUCUGCCAAGAGCAGCUUCUUCAGCCGCGCUCCAGUUCCGCAGACGACUGCCCCACCCUGCUCUUCCCUUCCAGGGAAGACGGAUCACGCGGCCAAGAACGAGACUCGCAAACUGGGCAUUUCUCCGAGCCGGGCUAGAGCAAGUAUCUAGACUCCGCGUGAGAGUGGGAAAGAGCCUUAACAGGCAACCAUGUUGCCCAGUGGGUUUUCUGUGCCUUUGGGUGCGGACCAAUGAGGCGCGUGGGGCGGGACUUCCGCUUCGCUUAGGUGUUGUCGUCCCUGCUAGUACUCCGGGCUGUGGGGGUCGGUGCGGAUAUUCAGUCAUGAAGUCAGGGUAGGGACUUCUCCCGCAGCGACGCGGCUGGCACGACUGUUUGUGUUGCGGGGGCCGGACUUCAAGGUAAGACCCUGUCCGGCUUCGCGGCAGCCGGGCAGCGCGUUAUCGAGCGGCCCAGAGAACAUACCCCGCUUGUUGGCCCUCGAGCUCGGAGUCGGCCCUGCUGCUGAGGUCUUUGCUGCUCCUCUAGAGCUGGGCGAGAAGUGAAUUAGGCUUUUUGCAAAAGGAAUAAAAUAGCCUUGCCCUCGGGGGACCGAGUCUCCCCUGCACUCUCAUUCCGCGAGUUUGUGUGUGUACAAAGUUGAGUUACCGGUUUUGCUUCUCUCAUUCCCUUCUUGAGGCUGCAAGAGCCUGUCUGGAAAACAUGUUUGGAAGGCUUUUCUUGGUCAAGCACCUGCCGCAACGUCCUCGGGCAAAUCGCUUGACUUUAGUUGAGGGGGCUGUUUUGUCUCUGAAUAGAAGGAGGGCAGUCACUUCCUCUCUUUUACCCCCACCCCCUUUUUCUUUCCCUGGAAGCUCAGAUUGCAGGUUUGGGACUUAACCCCUGCUAGGGCCAGAUACUACGGUCAGUCAGCAGCUCUGCCUGUAUGCUUGACUUGACUUGACUUGCACUUAUUAAAGAACUUUGUCCCAGAGAGAAAGAGAGUGGGCAGACAUCGAAGCCAAACAGCAGUAUCCCGGAAGCACUCAUGCAACUUUGGUGGCGGCCACUCAGUUUUCUCUGCCAGUGUCUGGUGAUUUUACAACGAGAUGCUGCUCUCCAUAGGGAUGCUCAUGCUGUCAGCCACACAAGUCUACACCAUCUUGACUGUCCAGCUCUUUGCAUUCUUAAACCUACUGCCUGUAGAAGCAGACAUUUUAGCAUAUAACUUUGAAAAUGCAUCUCAGACAUUUGAUGACCUCCCUGCAAGAUUUGGUUAUAGACUUCCAGCUGAAGGUUUAAAGGGUUUUUUGAUUAACUCAAAACCAGAGAAUGCCUGUGAACCCAUAGUGCCUCCACCAGUAAAAGACAAUUCAUCUGGCACUUUCAUCGUGUUAAUUAGAAGACUUGAUUGUAAUUUUGAUAUAAAGGUUUUAAAUGCACAGAGAGCAGGAUACAAGGCAGCCAUAGUUCACAAUGUUGAUUCUGAUGACCUCAUUAGCAUGGGAUCCAACGACAUUGAGGUACUAAAGAAAAUUGACAUUCCAUCUGUCUUUAUUGGUGAAUCAUCAGCUAAUUCUCUGAAAGAUGAAUUCACAUAUGAAAAAGGGGGCCACCUUAUCUUAGUUCCAGAAUUUAGUCUUCCUUUGGAAUACUACCUAAUUCCCUUCCUUAUCAUAGUGGGCAUCUGUCUCAUCUUGAUAGUCAUUUUCAUGAUCACAAAAUUUGUCCAGGAUAGACAUAGAGCUAGAAGAAACAGACUUCGUAAAGAUCAACUUAAGAAACUUCCUGUACAUAAAUUCAAGAAAGGAGAUGAGUAUGAUGUAUGUGCCAUUUGUUUGGAUGAGUAUGAAGAUGGAGACAAACUCAGAAUCCUUCCCUGUUCCCAUGCUUAUCACUGCAAGUGUGUAGACCCUUGGCUAACUAAAACCAAAAAAACCUGUCCAGUGUGCAAGCAAAAAGUUGUUCCUUCUCAAGGCGAUUCAGACUCUGACACAGACAGUAGUCAAGAAGAAAAUGAAGUGACAGAACAUACCCCUUUACUGAGACCUUUAGCUUCUGUCAGUGCCCAGUCAUUUGGGGCUUUAUCGGAAUCCCGCUCACAUCAGAACAUGACAGAAUCUUCAGACUAUGAGGAAGACGACAAUGAAGAUACUGACAGUAGUGAUGCAGAAAAUGAAAUUAAUGAACAUGAUGUCGUGGUCCAGUUGCAGCCUAAUGGUGAACGGGAUUACAACAUAGCAAAUACUGUUUGACUUUCAGAAGAUGAUUGGUUUAUUUCCCUUUAAAAUGUUUAGGUAUAUACUGUAAUUUGAUUUUUUGCUCCCUUCAAAGAUUUCUGUAGAAAUAACUUAUUUUUUAGUAUUCUACAGUUUAAUCAAAUUACUGAAACAGGACUUUUGAUCUGGUAUUUAUCUGCAAGAAUAUACUUCAUUCACUAAUAAUAGACUGGUGCUGUAACUCAAGCAUCAAUUCAGCUCUUCUUUUGGAAUGAAAGUAUAGCCAAAACAUAAAAAAAAAAAAAAAAUCCUCAGUAUAGCUUGCAAUUAAGACCUAGAUCACAGUAUUUAAGUGUUUUGCGUUUUAUACAUGAGGUCAGUGCUACAGCCACCUAGCAUGAACUAACCCAGCUUCCACCUCCAUAAAGUUACCUAAAGUUGUUGAGUUGGAAUAUGUUCUGGCAUUUACCUGACCUGCCAAUCAUUAGGGAGAGGCAACAAGGUAAUUCAGCCUUUCCUCCUAUCAGCACAAAGAAACUCAAAGCUGUUUUUUCCCUUUCUGUUCCAAAGCAGUCUUAUCCUGACAGGAGCGGUCUAUACUAGUGCAGAUUUCAACACUUUUUUUUAACGUUUUAAUUACUAUAGUGUUAUGUAGAGAUCUGAUUGAGCAGCUAAUGUUUCUGAACUUUACUUACUAAUUUUCAGUGUCCUUAAGGGUUCUGUAGUGUUAUCAAAGCAAAAAGAAAAUGCUGCAUAAAAAUACCAAACUUCAGCAACUGUUAAUACUCAGAUCAUAUACCUCUUAAUAAAUAGCAUCUUAUGCUAAUUAGCCCUGCUAAACUAUGUACAGAGGAAACUGUUCAAGUAUUGGAUUUGAAAGUAAGUGACUUACGUUUAACAGAACUAAUGAUGUAUUGAAACACUGUAUUAUGAAAAGCUAAAUUAUACAUCAUUGUAACUAUGUAGAAAGUGUAGACUAAUGUAUAAUCAAAAUGCUAAGGAUUUUUAUAUGGCCUUGUAUGAGGGGAGUUUGAAUGUUAAUAAACGUUUUCCACUUUAA